UUGCUUGGUGAAAAUUUUAGUCAAAUCCGACCCUCGUAGGGCUCGCCUCUGACCAUUUAAGCUAGUUAAAUAGCCCUAAAAUUAACACGGCACCCUUUGCGAUCUCUCUUACAGCUCAUACCAUGGUUGUCGUGUGAAACCGGAUCGGCGUGACUCGGAUUGGAAGGAUAGACUAAGCCAAAAACGCCUGCUUCAGGUGUCAGGUAGUGAAGUGUGUGUGUGUGUGUGUGGGUGUGGGUGGGUGGGUGCAUGCGUGUGUGUGUGUGUGUGUUUGAAAGCACGUGUGUUUUACAAGCCCAAUCAGUAUUUGGAGUGGAGUCUGUCCUGAACACAUCUCAGAGGGACAAUGAGCGAGUUGGAACAGUUGCGGCAAGAAGCCGAGCAACUACGUAAUCAAAUUCGGGAUGCUAGGAAAGCCUGCAGUGACUCCACUUUGUCCCAGAUCACAGCUGGUCUGGACUCAGUGGGCCGGAUACAGAUGCGGACACGACGCACUCUCAGGGGCCACCUGGCCAAGAUCUAUGCAAUGCACUGGGGGAGUGAUUCCAGAUUACUUGUCAGUGCCUCGCAAGAUGGAAAGCUAAUCAUCUGGGACAGCUACACAACAAAUAAGAUGCAUGCCAUCCCACUGCGCUCUUCCUGGGUGAUGACAUGUGCCUACGCUCCCUCUGGGAACUAUGUGGCCUGUGGAGGUCUGGACAACAUCUGCUCCAUUUACAGCCUGAAAACCCGCGAGGGCAACGUGCGCGUCUCCCGUGAACUUGCCGGACACACAGGUUAUUUGUCUUGCUGUCGCUUCUUGGAUGACAACCAGAUACUAACCAGCUCUGGAGACACCACCUGUGGAUUGUGGGACAUAGAAACAGGUCAACAGGCCACCACCUUCACCGGUCAUACAGGUGAUGUGAUGAGCUUGUCUCUGAGCCCAGACUACAAGACCUUUGUGUCAGGAGCCUGUGACGCCACCUCCAAGCUGUGGGACAUCCGUGAUGGCAUGUGCAGGCAAUCUUUCACCGGCCACGUGUCAGACAUCAAUGCCGUCUGCUUUUUCCCCAAUGGGAACGCAUUUGGCACAGGCUCAGAUGACGCCACCUGCAGGCUGUUCGACCUACGUGCCGACCAGGAGUUGAUGAUGUACAGCCACGACAACAUCAUCUGCGGCAUCACCUCCGUGGCUUUCUCUAAGAGUGGCCGCCUGCUUCUAGCCGGCUAUGACGACUUCAACUGCAACGUCUGGGACACUCUGAAAGGAGAGCGUGCAGGUGUGCUAGCGGGCCACGACAACAGAGUGAGCUGCUUAGGAGUGACGGAGGAUGGCAUGGCUGUGGCCACCGGCUCCUGGGACAGUUUUCUUAGGAUCUGGAACUAAACAAACCUUUGGCCUGAUGUACUCAAUCACUGUCCCCACCUUAGUCUCACAACCCCAACAUACCUACCCCAACUCAUCUGCUGGGCUGCACCUGAAGGGUGUACCUGGUGUCAGCUGAAUCUCCUCCCAUCGCUGGUGACCCGUCCACCUGUGAGAACUCUUUUUACCUGAAAGUUUUUUCACCCAGCUAUUACAGAGUGCAGUUGUCCAAUCAAAACAAAGAGAGCAUAGAAAAGUAAUAAAAAACUGAAGGAUUAAAAAGUAGAUUUAGCCCAAAUCCAAAUCUUCUCGUGGGCAAAAAAGGGCAUCUGCCAUUUUGAUUAACAACAAACAGAAUUAGAAUCAGUGUGUUAUAUGUAAAUGUAUAUAAAGACCGCAUAUAUGUAUAGCAUUAUGUGUGUAUAUAUGCAUCAUAUAUGCAUAUAUAAUGUGUAUGUAUAAAGUUUUGUAGUUUAUUUCCCUUCCUUGGGUUUUUUUGUUUUAUAAUUUCAUGUUUUUUUUAUUAUAGAUGGGCAUAUUGACAUUCAUACAUGAUACCAGAAACAUUAUUUUUAUCCCAUAAAUCAGAUAUUGAACAGCGAUCGUAGAUCUAAAAAAAAAAACUUUAGUGAAGCCUACUCGCCCAGCAAAGGAAGAUAAAGUAAAUAAAGUAAAUCUAAUUUGGCUUGAUUAAACUUGGAUUUUUCAUUGUAUGUACUGUUGUUGAGCAGAGGACAUAAGAUCUUCAUUAAUGUGGCAUCAUGUGAAUAAUUUGUUUUAAUCUUUAAUCAAUAUGGCCUCUGGUAUUUCCCACAGCAUGUAAAGAAAAUUUGCCAGUGAGAUUUUUGGGGGGGGUUCAAACCUGACAAGAUUUUUUUUAUUUUUGGGUCUGGAUCGAGCUUUAACUCCAAAGUAGAAACUCUGCUCAUGUGGACUAUGGUUUGAAAUCAUCAGAUGCUGAACAUCAGAAGACCACGUCCAUUUCAUGCAAAUCAUCUGCAGAGUGAUGUGACUGGUGAACAGAGGUUGAUUUACGCCUACCUCCUGGGGCCUGCACAAGAUACAUAUUUCCUUUAAGACUCAGAGACGCUUCUGUCAUUGUCUUCUUCAGAGAAGAGCAACAAAAGCAAACUAAAGCUCUUCUUUCCCUGUGAUCUUACAACAUCAGAGACCUGCUAAGACAAAAGCUGGUCAGUAUGAGAGGAACUUCACAUGAAAUGAAAUGAAAAACACUUUAUUAAUCCCAGAGGGAAAUUAUACAAUUGUAUCAGGACCAUAAAGGAUUCUCAACAGUUUCCGAGGACCUGAGAAGAUGAAGACAAAGAUGUCCAUCAGUGCUUAACUUGCCAUUUUAUCUAUGUUUUUCUUCAUGAAGGAUCCUUUUUGUUGUCUACACAGUGUGAAUUAAGUGACUGCACAAAACUGAAAUUAUGUCAGCCACUUCAGAAUCACACCACUGCCACCACAAGCCUAUUUGAAAAGGAAGAAAACAUGUUUUUCUUUAAAGAUUGAACAGUUUCAGCAUUUUUUUCACCAAAAACAUGUUAUGAAUUGUUCAUAUAAUAAGUGAAGAAGGUACACUCAGUAGACAGAAGUAAACACUUAGCAGAGAGCUAGACAUGCACUCAGACUAGUAUCAAUGUAAACCUCUGCACAUAUGAUUUCUUUACCCAUAGAAGUGGUAUUUCUGACUUAGAGUAUUUUGUCAUGUCAUUUGUCAUGCUCAAUAUUAUUUUGAUUCCUCAAAAGAUUUAGAAAAAAAAACUUCACACUCAUGAUGUGUGAGAGUUGGACCUAUUCAUCAGCUGUCUCAGGUGCCUAUCUCUGGGCUGGAUAAAGGAGGGUUAGAUGUGAGAUGUGGCACUGUUGUUUCUUCAUUCUGCCUUAUGAUGCCAUGUGUGAUAGAGGGUAAUAUUAACUUAGACUACAGUAAUGUUUCCUCUUAUUCCUUUUUACAUGCUGAUCAAUAAGGAAAAUGCUACUGGUUUUCUUUUCUGGAUACAAGCACAUUCUGAUACUAGUGAACACUAAAACACGUGCUUGCAGAAAAUCACCACAACAGCACCACACUGCUCCUUAAAAAAAAUCACUUUUUAUAUGAUUCUGCUUUCUACUUCUAUUACCGUAAAGUUUGUAGUACUUAAGGUUUACUCUACUGUCACGUAAGCCCCUCUUUGACAGACAUGUUUCUAAUGAAUUUUAUUUAUCUGCUUCCUCUCUGCUUCGCAUUAACAAAUCCAUCCUGAGAGAAUGUUUAAAAUAACAGUAAUCAUUUUUAGCCUGAGACUAUCUUUAAGGUGUGUGUGUGUGUGUAUAGGAUGUGAUUAAGUCUUGCAUAUUAGUGUUGAGGUGUGUGUGAGUGUCGGGGGAAGGGGGGUGGGGGGGUAAAUUUGCUGACAUAUGUGGAUAACACCUAGAGUUAAGUGUUACGACCUCAUUGUGCCAAUGUUAUCCACAGACCCUGACCUGUGAACUCAGUACUAGUCAGUGUAACAAAAUAUAUAUUUGCUUGUGUAACUCAAGUGCCAACCUCAUCCAGCUCCCUCCGAUGCAUCAGUGUCUCAUUUUAAAUCCAAUCUGUUGCCUGAUCAAACAAGGUGGCUGCUUUUUCUCUGAUAAAUUUCUGUGUCCCAAAGUGUCUUUACGCUGACACGACUCAUUAGACUCAAGUUUCUAUUUGAGCCAGCGGACAUCAGAUGUUUGUGUCCUCAAAUCCAGAUGAUGAAAUGACUGACAGAAUGGAUUUAAAGUAACAGACCAUAAUUUUGGAAAGUGUUUGUUUUCUGACAGUUCAAUGAGAAAAUGCAUGAAGAAACGGUGGCUGAGGUUAGAAAAGGCUGGAAGAAAAGUCAAAUGUUAUGUGUUACCAGCUUACUGAGCAGCAUUUUGUAAUGGUUGCUCUGUAACUGGUUGGUGUUGCAUCAUACUCUGUGACCAUCAUAAACUAGUUUCAGCUGUUGCAUGCACGUUAUUUUAAAAAACAACACUUUCAAACGGCCUUCUAAGAAAAAAAAAAGCCCAGUUUGCUCCAAUUGACUUGCCUCGCUGACCUGAGCAUCCACCUUCAAACAUUUUGCAUCACCUUUACUGAGCCAAUUUGGCCUGAAAUUACAACACCCUUUAAAGGGUGUAGUAUAGUAUUUUAUAGCCCCUGACAUAUUAAAGAAAAACACUUGAAAAUCAAACUGGAUUUCAUUUAGACUUAAAAAAUAGCACGAUAGCAAGUUGCUCAGUUUAGCUGUGUUAUGGAAAAUAUUUCUCAUGGUGUUUGAAAUUUUGGCCCUCAUUAUGAUUUUUAUUUGUUGAUUUCAUGCUAAAACCCUCAAUAGAAAUAUCCCUACUCGGAAUACCUUUAGACACUCAGUGUUAUCUUCCUUGAAGCUUUAAUAAGAGGAUCACACACAGUGAGUGCAGUCUGUGCCAAAGCCAGUGCAUAUAUAAGUUUUAAUUAAGGGGAUAUGGGUCUGCAUCAGAAUUUACUGAGUUCUUCCUUAACUCAAGCUGCAUCAUUUCCAUCAGCUUUUGUAAUAUUUUGUGGAUUUAGCUUCAUCUUGAAAUCAGGUGUGAGCAAACUUUCACAUUUUCUACAGUCACAUAACAGUAAAGAUUAGAAAUUAACAAACCUGGAAAAAUGAUGAACAAAAACAUUGUGCAUCUUGAUAUAGCCAGCUAUGUCUUUCUUUCAACUAUUUUAAUCCAGGAUAGCCAACGCAAAUGACAGUGUCCUAAUAAGGCACACUUUCUGAGAGUCACAGAGGUUGGUGUAACCAGGAAGCCUUGUAUUGUGUUUUCAGUUAUAUCAGAAAACUUGCCCAAAAUGUUGAACUGUUCCACUAAACCCACCUU
This is a messenger RNA of Melanotaenia boesemani (Boeseman's rainbowfish), 5194 nucleotides long. Its product is annotated as guanine nucleotide-binding protein subunit beta-4. The transcript has 10 exons. Gene Ontology annotation, molecular function: signaling receptor complex adaptor activity; protein binding. NCBI's taxonomy places the organism in Eukaryota, Metazoa, Chordata, Actinopteri, Atheriniformes, Melanotaeniidae. Bases 347 to 1369 code for a protein of 340 amino acids. Gene Ontology annotation, biological process: G protein-coupled receptor signaling pathway. The record is from RefSeq and is a predicted model, not a curated record. Gene Ontology annotation, cellular component: cytoplasm; heterotrimeric G-protein complex.